This is a messenger RNA of Phyllostomus discolor (pale spear-nosed bat), 2604 nucleotides long. RefSeq names its product corticotropin releasing hormone (gene CRH). The transcript is spliced from 2 exons. Gene Ontology annotation, biological process: negative regulation of glucagon secretion; positive regulation of cortisol secretion; negative regulation of epinephrine secretion. The record is from RefSeq and is a predicted model, not a curated record. The coding region runs from base 380 to 961 and encodes 193 amino acids. Gene Ontology annotation, molecular function: corticotropin-releasing hormone activity. Gene Ontology annotation, cellular component: extracellular region. Lineage: Eukaryota; Metazoa; Chordata; Mammalia; Chiroptera; Phyllostomidae.
CGUCACCAAGGAGGCGAUAAAUAUGUGUUGACAUAAUUGGAUGUGAGAUUCAGUGUUGAAGUAGAGAAAAUUCUGCCCCUGGUUCCCUGGCAGGGCCUUAUGAUUUAUGCAGGAGCAGAGGCAGCACGCAAUCGAGCUGUCAAGAGAACGUCAGCUUAUUAGGCAAAUGCGUGAUUUCUGAAGAGGGUCGACGCUAUAAAAGCGCACUCCAGGCUCUGGUGAGGAGAAACUCAGAGUCCAAGUCCGUUGAGAGACUGAAAGGAAAGAGAACAGGUACAGAAAAACAGAGUGGAAACUGAAAGGAGAAGGAAAGAAAGCCCCCUUGAAAGCCGCGGAGACAUUCCUCUGCAGCAGCGCCUCAGAAGCUAGCGUCCCUAACAUGAGACUGCCGCUGCUCGUGUCCGUGGGUGUCCUGCUCGUGGCACUCCUGCCCUGCACACCAUGCAGGGCCCUCCUCAUCCGCGGGCCUGGCCAAGGCUCCCGGCAGCUCCCCCAACACACGGAUUUCUUCCAGCCGCCGCCGCAGCCCCAGCAGCCCCAGCAGCCACAGCCUCGGCGGGUCCAGCUCCGAAUGCGGGAGGAAUACUUCCUCCGCCAGGGCAACCCCAAUAAGAGCACCGCUGCUCCCCUCUGGUCUGCCUCCACGCCUGUCGCGGGCGGCAGUGGUAGGCGCCUCUCGCAGGACAAGGUAGCUGACAACUUUCUCCGCGUGUUGCUGCAGCAGCAGUCGCAGGGCCAGCACCCGCUCGACAGGCUUUCGAGCCCCGCGGGGCGUGGCACUGAGAGCGUCCUCCACGGUCUCCUGGAGGCACCGGAAAAGGAGAGGCGAUCUGAGGAAGCUCCCAUCUCGCUGGAUCUCACCUUCCACCUCCUCCGAGAAGUCUUGGAACUGGCCAGGGCUGAACAGUUAGCGCAGCAAGCUCACAGCAACAGGAAACUGAUGGAGAUUGUUGGGAAAUGAAACGGUGCGUUUGGCUGUUGCCCUAAAAGAUUCUGCAUUUAGCACAAAAAUAAAAAUAUACAGCAUUCUGUACCAUAGCGUUGGUCUGAUAUCAUUUGUUUAUUUUUAUAUAGCUCGAAAUGUAGAGGAUGUACAGCAAAAGCACCUCUACUCCUUAAUUAGCAUGCACAAAGUGUAUUCACGUGCAGUAAUAGCAACAAAAUGGUAUUUGUAUUGUCUACUUUUAGUUUCCAUUUCCAAAUGUCUUUAGUGGUGUUUAAAAGAGUAUAGACCCAGGAGGAAACAUUUUGAAGAAGCAGACAGAAGUCACCCAACUGAUUUUGUUGCUAAGCCAAAGAGAAUGUCAUUCUCUUGGGUGGGUGAGAGAAAACCUGUAAGCUCUUUGAAUCAACUUGUCCUUGCAAAUGUUUCAGUAAUAAAACGUCUUUACAAUCCUUGGUCAAUUUGGCUGUGUAAGAGAAUGUUCAAUAGUUAUAUUUUGAAUAAAUGUUGCAAACAUAAUCAUGACUUUAUUUCUCCUCUUCAAUGCCUGCAGCAAAAAAUACUCUCAGCUCCUGGCUUCCUCCAAGCUGACUUCCACACAAGAAAAAACAAAACCCCUGGCAUUUUUUUCUACCACAAAUACAAAUAUAUCCUGUGAUCUUUUGGGGUUCAUCUCUGUACCUCAGAUUACUACUCUGAGAUUGAGUUAAAUAAUUUGGGAAGUUGCUUUCAACUCUAAGAUCAAUUCAUAAUGGAAAUGACAUUUAACCCUGAUUAACUAUAAGAUGCAAACUAAUUGGAGAUGUUUGGGGAAGGAAGAAAAGAAAAAGAGGAAGGAUUGAGAAAGAGCACUUCUCCAAACCUUAAGGCCAAAAUGCUUCAUUUUUUUUCUAUGAGGAAUUCUCACACAUUAUUCAUAAAAUACUUUUUCUAAGUAUUUUUCAAUGCCUACUUCUAAUAGGAGAACUUGAUAGCCUCUCCACUUAAAACAACUAAAUUUAGUUGCUAUAAAAUGGCACUUAGGAAAAAAAUUUAUGAAGAAUAUUUUGACUUUAGUAAUUCCACAGAUACCCUCCUCAUUUAUGUUAAUGCCAACCCUAAUCACUUUAAUUCUUAGAAAUAUAAACUAUCUUUAUUCACUUCUAAAAUCAAUAACACACUGAAUUAGUUUUACAAUGCAUCCACCUUUAGUAGUUUAGUUAUAACUAAAAAUUCAUGAAUGUGUAAUACUUCAAAAUUAAUUUGGAUGUAUGGAAGGAUGUAUGAAUCCAAAUGGAUUCAGACCCUUUAAAUACACUUAACUAAUGGAUUACUAAGAUAAUAUGAAACACUGAAUAAAUCAUUAUAAGACUAAGUUGUUAAAAACAGCAUUUAUUUAAGAGUUCAUACAGAAUAAAGUUAUACUUAUCUUCUGAAGGAGGCAUUAUAGUGAGACAAAUAAAACACGAUUUAAAUAUAUAUACAUAUAUUAUAUUGUAUGUAUAUAUAUUUAAAUACAUGCAGUUGUGUCUCAGUGGAUACAUGAGAAAGUAGACGGUUCCUGUUGAAAAGUUUUUUUUCGAUUACAGUGACUGAUAUCUGCAUAUCUAAAACUAAGAUUAGAAAAAUGUCACAAGAAAUGUCCUAGGCCUUCAGCCUUCUGGACUAUGAAAGUGUCUCCA